AUGGACAUUAAUGAACCAUCAUUGAUGGACGUUGCACAUGACACGAUCAAUUCGACUCAAGGUCCGGCGCUAAUAGAAGUAGCUGACUCUCCUAGCAGCGACGGAAAAGGGCAGUACUUUUUUCGUAGUAAGAGGGCUCCUCUCUUAGCGUUUCACACUAAGCAAGUAAACUACCUCUCCCUCUCCCUCUCCUAUGGUCGAGUGAGUCCCUACCUAUGGUCGAGCAAGUUUCACUCCCUCUCCUAUGGUCGAGUGAGUCCCUACCUAUGGUCGAGCUUGUUUUCUUUCAGAACCUUAGCGCAAGCACUAAGUAAGCAAGCUACCUUGAACAGACUCUUAAAGGUUAGGUUACUACCUGCCUCUACGGAAGAGGUGUACUUUGUACCGCCCGGAGGUCAUAUAGAUCGAAACCCAGAGCGAUAA
Prunus armeniaca (apricot) is the source of this 423-nucleotide messenger RNA. NCBI's taxonomy places the organism in Eukaryota, Viridiplantae, Streptophyta, Magnoliopsida, Rosales, Rosaceae. The record is from the annotation of a GenBank genome assembly.